Messenger RNA from Numida meleagris (helmeted guineafowl), 2152 nucleotides. RefSeq lists its product as uncharacterized. Gene Ontology annotation, biological process: peptidyl-threonine phosphorylation; peptidyl-serine phosphorylation. The transcript is spliced from 3 exons. NCBI's taxonomy places the organism in Eukaryota, Metazoa, Chordata, Aves, Galliformes, Numididae. The coding region runs from base 792 to 1988 and encodes 398 amino acids. Gene Ontology annotation, molecular function: protein serine/threonine kinase activity; ATP binding. The record is from RefSeq and is a predicted model, not a curated record.
GCUGUUUUUCUGUCCCCAUGCAAUGCUCUAUCUCUUUUUGCAUCCUGUCUGUCCGUCUGCACGCCAUGCCCUGUCCGUCCUGCCCCUGCCUAUCUUUGGCUCUCGGCACGCCUUGUGCCUUGCACAUGUUCCCACUCCAUUGGGACAGAUUAACACGGCCCAGCGCUGCCCUGGGUCCGGCGGUGUUGGAGUGCGCAGGAAAAUCUGAGUCACGGCCGCGGGCGCCGCGGGGCCGGUGGCACAAAGCUGUGCUGUGAGGACACUUCAGGGACUCAGGUGAGGCUGCUUGCUUGUCCCUGUGCAACCCCGACCUGCGUUUUGCUUAUGGUUCCUUACAGCCCCACAGCGGGGCUAUGGGGAGCACAGGGCUCCUGUCACUGUCCUGUAUAUCCAGUGGGACAGGAUGGGCAAAGGGCAAAGAUCCUGCUGCACAGCUGGGGAUGGAGGAACAUGGAAGUGACAGCCCUGACCCACUACCAUGCGGUGAUACGGGGUGAGAUGUGGGGUGAGAUGUGGGGCAGUGUCCCAGCUCUGCUUGUCCUCCCUUGGGAUGCCCCGUACAUCUAGACAGGGACUGGGCUGAGCUUGGCUGGGCUGGACUGAGCUGGGCUGGGAUGCAGUGGGCUGAUCUAGACUGGGCUGAACUGGGCUGAAUUGGACUGAAGUGGGAUGAGCUGGACAACAUCGGGCUGAAUGGACUGAACUUGGCUGGACUGGGCUGUUUCAGACAAGAUUGGUCUAAGCUGCACUAGGCUGGGCCAAACUGGUGUGCACUGGGCAGUGCCAUCUGGAUGCCCCCUCUGCAUGCUAUGGGGCCAUUGCAGCCUGGUGCUGGGCUCUGCAGGGCCAUGGCAGAACCAGAAGAAGAUGAGGAGGACAACGCGGCAGCCCUGGAGCAGCUGAUGGCUCAGACAGGCCAGGCACUGCAAUGGCAGGAGCUGGAAGAGCAGUUCUGCGUGCUGGAUGAGCUGGGCAGCGGCACGUAUGGCCAUGUGGUGCUCACCGAGCCCCGGGAUGGUGGCUCACCAGUGGUCCUCAAGAUGAUGUUGAAGGAACGGACUGAGCGACGGGCGUUCCUGCGGGAGUAUUGCAUAGCCCGGUGCCUCUCUGGCCACGCUGCCUGCAUCCGUGCCCUGCCCCUUGCCUUCGAGAACUCCACGCAUUUCGUCUUUGGGCAGGAGCUGGCUCCCGCUGGGGACUUGUGCAACCUUCUCACACCAGGGGAGGGCCUGCCCGAGGUGCUGGUAAAGCGCUGUGCCUCUCAGCUGGCCGAGGCGCUGGAUUUCAUGCACAGCCAGGCCCUGGUGCACCGGGACGUCAAACUGGACAACGUGCUGCUCUUCGACCACGAGUGCCGCCGCGUGAAGCUGGCUGACUUUGGGCUCACCCGCCUGCAGGGGUCAGAAAUUGGUGCCAUGUCUGGGGCGCUGCCCUACGCCCCACCGGAGCUCUGCUUGCUGCAGGGCUCUGACACAUUGGAGCUGGACUCUAGUCUGGAUGUUUGGGCUUUCGCUGUACUGCUCUUCUGCCUCUGCACUGGCUGCUUCCCAUGGGCUGUAGCUGCCAGCUCUGACCCACAGUUCGAGGCCUUCAGCACUUGGCAGGGUGACACGGGGGGACGGGAAGCACCGGAGUCCUGGGGUGUCUUCGAGUGUGGGGCGCAGGAGAUGCUGCAGCGCCUGCUGCGGCUCGACCCUGACCGCCGCAGCCCAGCCAUUGAGGUGCGCAAGUACCUGGCCCUGCCCUGGCUGACAGCACCAAGCAGCAGGGAUCAGACUGAUGGCAUUGAUGGGCUGGCAGUGGUGGAUGGCAAUGGACGUGGAAGGGGGGAAGGCGAUGCACACGGAGCGGUGGAUGGUGGCCCUCAGUCACCGCUUGCCCAAGGGUCAAGGGGUUCAGGGGAUGAUGGGGAGCGCGGUGACAGCAGCUAUGGGGAGGGGAACAGUGUGCCCACAACACCCGCCAGCGCCGUGGCCCUGUGCCACUAGCUGGCACCUCCAGCAUGGCACAGAGGAGUCAUUGGGGUGUGGGCUGGUGUCUUCUUCUUGGAAUGCAGCACAAGAAGGACAUGGAGCUGCUGGAGAGGAUCCAGAGGAGGCCACAAGGAUGCCCAGAGGGCUGGAGCAUCUCUUCUAUGAAAAGAGGCUGAGAG